AGAAAGAAGCGGCCGUCAUGACGUGUCUCUCUCUUUUUCUGUGUGUUUCCUCGGCGGACGAAUUGUUGUCUUUGUUUUAUACUUUCUCCACGUUUUUUUAAUCGACCAACAACCAAACAAAGAGAGAAAAGCCGGCGGCCAGUCCUCUUCUUUGAUCUGAUAUCUGAUAACAUGGCAGCGGCUACCAGUGAACGAGAUGUUUUUGUUUACACUGCUAAGCUCGCCGAGCAAGCCGAACGUUAUGACGAAAUGGUGGAAGCAAUGAAGAAGGUUGCAAAGCUAGGCGAGGAACUGACUGUGGAAGAGAGGAAUUUGCUCUCGGUUGGGUAUAAAAAUGUGAUUGGGGCUAGGAGAGCUUCAUGGAGGAUCUUGUCAUCAAUAGAGCAAAAGGAGGAGUCGAGAGGGAAUGAUGAGAAUGCAAAACGUAUCAAGGAGUAUCGAAAGAAGGUUGAAUCAGAGCUCGAUACUAUAUGCAAUGAUAUCAUGAAUGUGAUUGAUGAGCAUCUCAUACCUUCCUGUGGUGGUUCUGGCGAAUCAAAUGUCUUCUACUACAAGAUGAAAGGGGAUUACUACAGAUAUUUGGCAGAGUUUAAGUCUGGUAAUGACAAGAAAGAUGUUGCCGAUCUUUCAAUGAAAGCAUAUGAGGCAGCUACAAAAACAGCAGACGCUGAAUUACCUUCUACACAUCCCAUUCGGCUGGGACUUGCUUUGAAUUUCUCUGUAUUCUAUUAUGAAAUCAUGAAUUCAGUUGAAAGGGCCUGUCACUUGGCCAAACAAGCUUUUGAUGAUGCAAUCUCAGAACUUGAUACCUUGAACGAGGAGUCCUACAAAGACAGUACAUUGAUUAUGCAACUUCUGAGGGACAAUCUCACCUUGUGGACCUCCGACAUUCCAGAAGAAGGAGAAGAUUCACACAAGCCGGAUGGAGGUAAAGCUGGUGGUGAGAUUGAGAAUGCAGAGUGAAGGGGUUUGAUGUAAAGAUUAAAGAAGUUGAUGUUGCUUCCGGAGAAGCCGUUGGUAAUGGGCUUGUGAAUGCAUGCUUUUUUUUUUUUUAUUAUGGAUGUUAUGGUUUUCGUGUGUUAUUAGACUUUUUAGAGGUUGGUUUAAUCUUUUCAAUGACUGUCCAUUUCCAACUCAAUCUCUUGUCAAUUUUUAUUUAGAGUUUUAAUGCUUUUUGUUUC
Molecule: messenger RNA, 1181 nt
Organism: Erigeron canadensis
Lineage: Eukaryota; Viridiplantae; Streptophyta; Magnoliopsida; Asterales; Asteraceae
Product: 14-3-3 protein 9-like
Exons: 7
Coding region: 172-963 (263 amino acids)
Biological process (GO): signal transduction
Cellular component (GO): cytoplasm
Source: RefSeq, a predicted model, not a curated record